CUUUGUGGUCGCAGCCCUCCUGGUGGCGCGCCCCCCCCCCUCCGACUGGGGGGCAAACUGCGGGGCUCUGGGAGGUGGGGGCGUGGCCGCCGCCCGCGCUGCUGCGCUUCCGCGGUUCGCGCGUCCCGGCUGCAGCCGGCACAGCUGGAAAGCACCUUGCGCAAGGGUCUCACGGGGUGCAGACUCCGACUCCUCCCCCUUCCUCCUCCUUCCCGGAUCCCUAGCGCGCGAGCAGGGAAGGUCCGAGCAGUGCGCGGGGACGCAGAGACCCGCUGUCACCGCGCCUCCCGCUGCGUACGCCGCCCGGCCGGCCGCACUCUCCCCGCCGACCCCGGCGAGUGCGCUUCGGAGGCUGGAGACCUGGCAGCCGCCCGCCCAAAUCGUGGGGGCUUUUAUCAUUUACAAGUCCUGGUAGGCUUCCCGGGCUUUGGAGAAUAGGAGGAGGGGAGACGGGGUUGGCGGUUGGCGGAGCAGAGAACUUUUUGAAUAGCUGAAACUUAAUUUCGUGCUUAUGUAACCCGGACGCUCUUCUGCGAUUAAAGGGUCGUUGUAGCAGAACGUGAAUGCUGGGCUUUUGGUCUAAGAGAGAGUGUUAAGGAAAAAGUUAUUUCACGGAUGUUUCCCGCUGGUCAUGCGAUAUCAGAGCUCCGAAAUUCUUGUGUGUCUGGGCGGAAAACGACGCUUAGAAAGAACAGCGUGCAUAGGAAUUGUCCCAAAAGUUGACAAGGAAGGCCAGGAGGUGUCUUUAAGAGAAACGUCUAUUUCACUUUCGGGAAGAGAUUUUGGCACAGAAUUAAGAAGUGCUCCUAAUAAAAACAGGGAAAGAAACACUACUACAGUUGCAUUAGGCGUCUGUAGCCUGAGUCUCACGUAUUUGCCAAGUGGAGUAUAAUCUGAUCCCAACUCUGAUGGAUUGAGGUUUGUAUGCCUUACUUCCGGCAGAUGGCCGUUUAGGACUUUUUCUUUCUUAUAAGGCAAACUGGAUAGUUGAGGUAUCUAGAGGUUUGGAAGCAGAUUGGCUGUGCUCGUCUACAGCUAGAAUGUGUAAUUCUGGGGCUUUUGGAGAAGAUAGAUAUAAUAAGGUGGGCCCCGAGGGGCAAUGUACGGAAAACUGGCAGAAAAAUCUUUCCAGUGGGAGGUAACACAAGAUGUAAUUAUCCUUUGUUAGGCAGAGGCAUAUGCCGAUAACCUUGGCCAUUUUUCAUUCACACUUGCUAGGGAUUUCUCAACUUUUGUUUACAUAAAUAGAAGCAGCCAAGAGGGUAACGUUAAUGCUUAGCAUAGGAUUUCCUCUUGCUGAUUUCUGAAAUAAUUCAAAGCAAAUAAUUUGGGCUGUAUCUGCCCAUUUCUCCAUAUCUAAGAUUGUUGUAUUUGUCCACUCCGUUGACAGGUGGGGGCGUCAUGAGGAUUUUUAUAGUAACCUCUGUGGGGGAGAGUCUUUAUUGGUGAAAUAGAAUAGCUUCACAAGCCACGCUUUUUCUACAUGGGUAGUCAUCUGUAGAACUCCGAAAUCAUUAAGCAUGUUGUCUGCUUAAUUAAGGCCUGAAAGUGCUGAGGCUUUAGCAGGGGCCUUUAGCAGGCUGCCGGGUCCUGGGGUUGCUGGGGUGCACUGAUUUGCCUGGCAGGAGGCUGUGUUGCUAAGGAAUUAGGCCUGGCUUCAGUGUCCUGCACUCCUCCGCCUCCCCUGCCCUCCCUCUCUCCUUCCCCCUCUCCCUCUCCUCUGCUCCUCCUCUCUUCCUUCCCCCCUCCCUCAUCAGGAAACUUAGGAGUGUGUGCACUCAAACCUCUUAGGCUUCGGGUAUGAAUGCUUGAGACUUUCUGCACAGUGUAAAAAUCAAAACCUGUCUUUCCUCUCUGGAUCAUCUGACUUGUAAACUGCGUGGACUUUUUUUUCUCUUUCUUUCCUGAGUCACGUUGCUACUAGGAACUUUAUUUUCUCUCCAGUCAGCCAUUUGCUAAGUCCAGGAGCCUUGGAACUUUUCAAGCCAGUGGGGGUCCUCAGUCAGGCUGGUUUUGCUUUAACUUCCUUUUCUCAGUAAAUUCUACGGGCUGAAACUGCAACUGAAUGGCCCAACGAAAUUAAAGGCGAAUGUUCCUCCAUUAACCUAAGAAAUUCCUUUCGUAACUCAAGACUCCAAGAGCCUGCAUCACAGUCUCUCUCAAAGACACAGGGAGGUCUCUGAGAGGAGCUCUCUAGAUAUAACUGGUGGUAACAGCUAUCAAAGCAUUUCAGAGGUUUCUACCUUUUUUUUUUUUUUAACUUUGUCUCUUAUUCUAGAUACAGCCUUUAGAACCUAACCGUGGGGGCGCCUGGGUGGCUCAGUCGGUUGAGCGCCCGACUUUGACCGCUCGGGUCAUGAUCUCGCGAUCCGUGGGUUCCAGCCCCGCGUCGGGCUCUGUGCUGACAGCUCAGAGCCUGGAGCCUGCUUCUCAUUCUGUGUCUCCCUCUCUUCUCUUCACCUCCCCCACUCGCACUUUGUCUCUCCGUCUCAAGCUCUCUCUCUCUCUCAAAAAUAAAUAAGCAUUAAAAAAAAAAAAGUGAAGAAGCCCCGGGGAUUGGUAGCCACAUCCCAUUUACAGAUAAGAAAGGCCCAAGCGUAUCUGCAAAGCCAGGAGUCUUACUCAGUACUUCUUUUAUGCAGGGACCAGCAACCACAGAUGACAGAGCUUAUUAACCGUGCAGCAGAUACCUUGCACACCUGAACUUCUUUAAACCUCACAACCGCCCUAUGAGACUCUCUAAAAAGCGUAACAGUGAUGGAGUACAUGAGCACUGGAAGUGACGAUAAAGAAGAGAUCGAUUUAUUAAUUAAACACUUGAACGUGUCCGAUGUCAUAGACAUUAUGGAAAAUCUUUACACGAGUGAAGAGCCAGCGGUUUAUGAGCCCAGUCUGAUGACCAUGUGUCAAGACAGUAAUCAAAAUGAGGAGCGUUCAGAAUCUCUGCUGCUCAGUGACCAGGAGGUGCCUUGGUUGUCCUCCGUCAGAUAUGGCACCGUGGAGGAUUUGCUUGCCUUUGCAAACCAUAUAUCCAACACGGCAAAGCGUUUUUACGGACACCGACCACAGGAAUCUGGAAUUUUAUUAAAUAUGGUAAUCACUCCCCAAAAUGGACGCUAUCAAAUAGACUCUGAUGUUCUCCUCAUCCCUUGGAAGCUGACCUACAGGAAUAUUGGCUCUGAUUUCAUACCUCGGGGGGCGUUUGGAAAAGUAUACUUAGCACAAGAUAUAAAGACUAAGAAAAGAAUGGCCUGUAAAUUGAUCCCAGUAGAUCAAUUUAAGCCAUCCGAUGUGGAAAUCCAGGCUUGCUUCCGGCAUGAGAACAUCGCCGAGUUAUAUGGCGCAGUCCUAUGGGGUGAAACCGUGCACCUCUUCAUGGAAGCAGGCGAGGGAGGGUCUGUCCUAGAGAAACUGGAGAGCUGUGGACCAAUGAGAGAAUUUGAAAUUAUUUGGGUGACAAAGCAUGUUCUCAAGGGACUUGAUUUUCUGCACUCAAAGAAAGUGAUUCAUCAUGAUAUUAAACCUAGCAACGUUGUUUUCAUGUCCACAAAAGCCGUUUUGGUGGAUUUUGGCCUAAGUGUUCAAAUGACUGAAGAUAUCUAUUUUCCUAAGGACCUCCGUGGAACAGAGAUUUAUAUGAGCCCAGAGGUGAUCCUAUGCAGAGGUCAUUCAACCAAAGCAGACAUCUACAGCCUGGGGGCCACACUCAUCCACAUGCAGACAGGCACCCCGCCCUGGGUGAAGCGCUACCCUCGCUCUGCCUAUCCCUCCUACCUGUACAUAAUCCACAAGCAGGCGCCUCCGCUGGAAGAUAUUGCAGAUGAUUGCAGUCCCAGCAUGAGAGAGUUGAUAGAGGCCGCCUUGGAGAGGAACCCCAAUCACCGCCCGAGGGCAGCAGACCUGUUAAAACACGACGCCCUGAACCCCCCCAGAGAGGAUCAGCCUCGCUGUCAGAGUCUGGACUCCGCCCUCCUUGAGCGGAAGAGGCUGCUGAGCAGGAAAGAGUUGGAACUUCCAGAGAACAUUGCUGAUUCUUCAUGCACAGGAAGCACUGAGGAAUCAGAGAUGCUAAAGAGACAGCGUUCCCUCUACAUAGACCUUGGGGCCCUGGCUGGCUAUUUCAACUUUGUACGGGGUCCGCCAACACUAGAAUAUGGCUGACUGAUGUUAUCAUUUUCUCUAAAUAAUCAAGACUCAGCGUUGGUCUCCUGGAAGCUGGUCCUGCUGAGUCUACGCUGGGGCUCUGGAUAACGAACUGUGCCAUUUGUUAGCUUGGCCGUGUGGGCUCCCGUGUCUCAUGAAUGUGACUCCACAUGGCUCCCAUGGGUUUGAUGUGUGAAGCCGCCCUGGUAGCUGCCAGGUCUAAAGGUUCUCAUUUCUCAGAUGUUAUGACUCAAAGGGAGCUGAGGGUUCAUGGCAGGAUUGUUUCUAGUGACUGAUUCCAUUCACUGUGCACUUUGCUCACCAUUUACAAAAUACCAACCACAAGGAUAAUGUGUUAGCCUGAAAUUACCAUUCUUGGUUCUGAUUUAAGUACGGGAACUUCAUUUAACUCAGAAUAGUUGGCUUGUAUAUAUGGGUGUAUAUUAUAACUCCUCGAGCCUUUGUGGGUAGAUUCUAGUAUAAAUUAAAGUCGUCAUAUUUUGGGUGAAUAGAACAACUUGAAUCUUCUAGCAAUAAGCUGAACUGGUGUCUCAAAAAUGGCUCCUUGUUCAGGAGCCAUCUGACAGAAGCCACUAGUGACAGGUUCUGUUAUGUUCCUAUGGAAACAUUUUGUACUGUAUAUGCUAUGCUUAAAACAUUUAAAACAUGGUGUUUUGAAUGUGGAUAAAACUGUGUUAAACCACAUAAUUUCUGUACAUCCCAAAGGAUGAGAACGUGACCUUUAAGGAAAAUGAACUUUUCUAAAUUCUUAAUGAUGCUACUUUUGUAACUCUCCUGAACACUUCCUCGUAAGCAUUUGUAUAUUAAAAUAGCAUACUGUGUAUGUUUUAUAUCAAAUGCCUUCAUGAAUCUUUCUUACACGUACACAUAUUUUUAACAUUGUAAUUACGUCAGUAUUCCUACCUAAAGUACGUUUUUACACCAGGCAAAUGAAACCGGCACUUUUAUCCAGCGUGAUUGGUCAAAUCAACUGAAUAAACUCAGUAUUUUGCCUUAAUUCUUGUGGAGAGUGCGAUUCUCAGCUGGGACUGGGGGUGGGUUAUGGGGGUUGGGAUAGAGGUGGGAGGAGAGCAUGUAUCACGAGGAAGCAAAGAACACCUGAGCGUUUUGCAAACGGUUCGUAUGCUCCUCGUCUAUCACUGCUGCGUUAAGCCAUUGUUGUCACCUGGGUUACACCGCAUGUCUUCGGCACAGUGGUGCAGAAAAAUACUUGUUAGCCCCCGGUGCAGGCCAAGCCUGGUUCUAUUUUGCAUCUUGUUUUUAUACAUUUAUACUACCUUUGAAUAUAUGCUUGCAUGUUCUAUGUCUGUCGUUUGUCGGGUAAAUAACUAACUUGCCUUGUGUUAGUUAUUAACUAACCUUACCGUGUGAGGUAGAUUUCAGUCGAGGACACAAAUUCUAACGACAAGUGUCAGAUAGGAGUCUGAUUUGUCAUUCACCGAGUGACCCGCGUGACAUACUUUUACGUGUGUUAUGUGUGUUAGGUUUUUACUAAAGCCAUCUCCGUAACCCUCACAAGCUCGUGGAUGAAAGAUGCACCGUUACCUCCAUUUUGGGGGACCCGAAACACUGUGAGGUUAGACAACUUUAUGCUUAAGAUCCCAGAGCGAGUUAAGAGCCAGAACCCAGGCCUUUCUGUCCCCAGUGUGUAUUUUCUUCCUCAUACUGUGCUGCUCACAAGUGAUAGACCAUCACAAGAGAUAGAUCAUCUUGCUGCAGAGAAAGCACGAUGCUCUCACUGGAAUUCAGUUCUCCAAAUAAGGGCAAAAGUGGACUCACCACCAAGCUAAUGAAGCUUCAGCCUCGGGGCCCGUCACUUGCAUGCCGCCCCAUGGCCCUGCGCCUGCUUUUAUACUACCUAGAUCAGGUCCAACAAAACCUGGACCCAUCCCUGGGGCAAGGUGUGUAAUUUUGGAUGAUUUGCAUGAAAAACUAAAACAGUCCGUAUGAAUUGAGUUCCAGUUAACAAAUUCCACUCGGAGGGAAAACAUGCUCUCUAAGUAAAUUGGAGCUCUCAUGGAAAGAUCCGGGAAUGUUUGCCAAAAGAUGGCCAUAGGCAGUGGUGGCCGAAAAAGUGGUCAUGAGGGCUAGCAGGGCAGGUUCAGGGCUGAGACCUGUGCGCUGAGCACCCAAAGAGAUGUUGACCUAGGAAGCAAAGAGUUGCAGCCUGGGAUGGGCCACCAGAGUCAGCUUGAGAGAAGGAGGCCCUGAGUUGGUUCUGAGGAAAUCCACCAUUUGCUUCCUGAGAAGGCAAGCAGUGGGGCUUUCGGGCUUGGAUGUAGCGGG
Molecule: messenger RNA, 6450 nt
Organism: Panthera uncia (snow leopard)
Lineage: Eukaryota; Metazoa; Chordata; Mammalia; Carnivora; Felidae
Gene: MAP3K8
Product: mitogen-activated protein kinase kinase kinase 8
Exons: 8
Coding region: 2758-4161 (467 amino acids)
Biological process (GO): protein phosphorylation
Molecular function (GO): protein kinase activity; ATP binding
Source: RefSeq, a predicted model, not a curated record